AUGUCAUUACCGCAAUUCUAUCGCCGCGUAAGCCUCGUAUUGGUCUCAGUCUUGGCUGCGUCGACAUCCGCGGCGAGUUUAGCAGAAUGGAAAUCCAGAUCGGUUUAUCAAACUAUGACCGAUCGUUUUGCACGGACAGAUGGGUCGACAACCUACCCUUGCAACACUACGGCGGGCCUGUAUUGUGGAGGAACAUGGAGAGGAACCAUUAACCAUCUUGAUUACAUUCAGGGCAUGGGGUUCGAUGCCAUCAUGAUUUCCCCGGUCAUUGAGAACCUCGCGGGACACGUCUACUAUGGUGAAGCCUACCAUGGCUACUGGCCGUUGGACCUAUAUUCGCUGAACUCGCAUUUCGGAAGCCACCAGGACUUGUUGGAUCUCAGCGCCGCUGUGCACUCUCGUGGCAUGUACUUGUUGAUGGACACGGUGAUCAACAACAUGGCCUACAUGACCAACGGCAGCGAUCCCGCCACCAACAUCGACUACUCGGUCCUCACGCCGUUCAACAAUUCCGACUACUACCAUCCCUACUGUAAAAUCACCGACUGGAACAACUACACCGACGCGCAGCUCUGCCAAACCGGCGAUACCUAUGUGGCGCUGCCGGAUCUCUACACGGAACACUCCGAAGUACAGGAAAUGCUCGAAACCUGGGCGCAACAGAUGAUCAGCACGUAUUCCUUCGACGGACUGCGGAUCGAUGCGGCCAAGUCGAUCACUCCGAGCUUCUUGCAAAACUUUGGCCAAAAGCUCGACCUUUUCAUGACAGGAGAAGUCUUCGAACGCAAUAUAGACACCAUCUGCACUUAUCAGAACAACUAUAUCGAGAGCGUCCCGAACUAUCCGAUCUACUACUCCAUCUUAGAGGCGUUUACCCUGGGCAACACCACUUCCCUGGCUGACGAAGUGGCCAUGAUAAGAUCCGCAUGCAACGAUGUCACCAAUUUCGUGUCGUUCUCGGAAAAUCACGAUGUCGCGCGCUUUGCGAGCAUGACCGAUGACCUCUCGCUUGCCAAGAACGUUAUCACAUUCACCCUUCUCUUCGAUGGAGUGCCGAUGAUCUACCAGGGCCAGGAGCAACAUUUGAACGGAGACGGCGUUCCCAAAAACCGAGAAGCCCUAUGGCUCACCGAAUACGACACCAAGUCGGAACUCUACCCGUUCAUUGCGACGCUCAACGCGAUUCGCAAGCAGGCCUACAAAAUGGGCAAUGAUUAUGUCGAUUUACCAACCCAAGUCGUGUACCGCGGCGGCAGUGAACUGGCUUUCAUGAAAGGUUUCGAAGGUCGACAGGUGCUGAUGUUGUUGUCCACCCAGGGCCUCAACAGCAAGCCUUAUACGUUCUCCUUACCCGUUAGCUACAACGGCGACACGGAGCUAGUGGAGAUUCUCAAUUGCCAAAACUACACCGUUGACCCGGAGGGCGUGUUCGAGAUCCCAAUGAGCAAGGGAGAGCCCCGGGUGUUCUUCCCGGCUGAACUCAUGGACGGCAGUGGACUCUGUGGCUAUUCUUCGGCCAAUGUUUCCUAUGCUGCUCUGCGGACGGGAGUGACCCAGUCUUCUUCUGCAUCCUUCUCCACUCGCCCGGGCAUCUCAAUGACUAUGGUUCCGGUCGUCUUAGGGUUAUUAACGAGCAUCACCAUGAUGCUUUAA
Molecule: messenger RNA, 1653 nt
Organism: Aspergillus ochraceoroseus IBT 24754
Lineage: Eukaryota; Fungi; Ascomycota; Eurotiomycetes; Eurotiales; Aspergillaceae
Product: alpha-amylase
Exons: 2
Coding region: 1-1653 (550 amino acids)
Biological process (GO): carbohydrate catabolic process
Molecular function (GO): calcium ion binding; alpha-amylase activity
Source: RefSeq, a predicted model, not a curated record